This is a messenger RNA of Nerophis ophidion (straightnose pipefish), 5054 nucleotides long. RefSeq names its product protein SOGA3-like. Lineage: Eukaryota; Metazoa; Chordata; Actinopteri; Syngnathiformes; Syngnathidae. The record is from RefSeq and is a predicted model, not a curated record. The transcript is spliced from 9 exons. Bases 527 to 2620 code for a protein of 697 amino acids. Gene Ontology annotation, biological process: regulation of autophagy.
CUACAAGUCCUUCAUUCAUAACAGUGAACACCCGCAUAGGAAUGAGGUUGUUUUUAGGUAAUUCCUAGCAUUCACGAAGUGUGCAGUUGCGGACUAUCUUGCUGUAUAUUUUUGUCCGAGGCGGUUUGAAGCACCUGGGGUACAAAAAAAGAAGUAAGAAUGCCGGUGGGGAGACUCUGACGGCCGGUAGAGGGAGCCCUAGAGCCUCGGUGGUGCGUCUGCUCACCCGGAUGACGGGUGGUGCUGAGGCUGGUCCCAGCAAACAGGGCGGAUGCUGCCUUUCCCUCGAGUAUUUGCGUAUCUUUACGCACGUUAAAAGCUACUCUACAUGGACGUUUGUGCUCGGUGAACGAGACGCCGGGGGGUCCGCGGGAGUGAGUGAAGCUGCUCGGCUACACGGUGCAGCGGCGGAAGCUCACAUCAGCAGCCGAGCAGGCAGGGCCUCGUUCGUGUUGUGUUCACUGGAGCCGGUAGAAGAAAAAAAAAAGUCAGAGGUCUUUGGAGGACAAAAAACGGGGUUCAAAGCAUGUCCAACACAGAGGAGGCUGCUCUCGGUGACCCAGAGCCGGCUGAAGACGCCACCGAGGCGGGCUUCAUGACACAGCAGGAGGCCCUGUUUCGAGAAGAUAUGGAGAGACUUUUGGAGGAAAACCACAUCCUUAAGUGUGAGAUAGAGGAGAUGAGGGCCGAGAUGGACGAGAUGCGGGACACAUUCUACGAGGAGGACACCUGCCAGCUGCAGGAAAUGAGGCGCGAGCUGGAGAGAGCCAACAAAAACUGCCGGAUCCUGCAGUAUCGCCUGCGCAAGGCAGAGAGGAAGCGGCUGCGCUACGCCCAGACGGGAGAGAUCGACGAGGAGCUGCUCAGGAGUCUGGAACAGGACCUGAAGGUUGCCAAAGACGUGUCGGUGAGGCUCCAUCACGAGCUGGAAAAGGUGGAGGAGAACCGCACCAAAACUGAGGAUGAAAAUGAGAAACUGAGGCAGAACCUCAUCGAGGUGGAGGUGACCAAACAAGCUCUGCAGAAUGAGCUGGACAAAUCCAAAGAGAAGAGACGAAGUGGCAAGGAUGUCCAGAAGACAGAUAAGAAAGCAGCACAGACUCCCACUGAGGAGGACAACGAGGACCUCAAGUGCCAGAUGGCCUUGAUCAAAGAAGAGGCCAUACUUAUGAGGAGAAAGACGGCCACCAUCGACAAAGAGAAGGACCGCCUAGAGCAGGAGCUGCAAAAGUACCGCUCUUUCUAUGGCGAACUAGACAGCACCCAUCCCAAAGGCGAGGCCGGGGGUCCUCCCUCAACACGCGAAUCAGAGCUGAAGUUACGACUCCGCCUGGUGGAGGAGGAGGCCAACAUCUUGGGGAGGAAAAUUGUAGAACUGGAGGUGGAGAACCGAGGCCUGAGAUCUGAGCUCGAUGACCUCCGCGGUGAGGGCGAAGGGGAAGGAAGCUCCGGAGGCGGCGCAUUGGGAGGCUCCGGCACGGGGCGAGGGCUCGGGGACGACCUGACAGAGCUCAGGCAACAGCUACAGCUGGUAGAGGAUGAGGCGGAGCUCUUGAGGAGGAACCUUGCAGACGCAGAGGAGCGGAACCAGAGGGUGACAGCCGACCUGAACAAGCUGAGGUUCAAAGCCGGCACCCAUGAAGGCGGGGCCAGGCACGGAGGAGUAGGAGUCUCGGGAGGAACUGGGAACGAAGGAGUGAAGGCAGAGGCCUUGCAGGAGGAGCUAAAGGCGGCCAGGCUUCAGAUUAACGACCUAAGUGGCAAGGUAAUGCAGCUGCAGUACGAGAACCGCGUGCUCCUCUCCAACAUGCAACGCUACGACUUGGCUUCCCACCUUUCCCUGCGGCCCAGCCCAAGGGACAGCGAUGCCGAGAGCGACGCCGGCGGCACAAGCGGUCGGCGCGAGAGUGACGAAGACUCCACGUCGUCUCGCCUGCUUCCUCCUCACCGCAAACGCGAGGGCCCAGUCGGCGGAGAGAGCGACUCAGACGAGGUCAGGAACAUUAAUGGCAGCAGCCGUUGCUUAACCCCGACCAGGGGCCUCCUCACGCCCUCUGGACCAGAGGGCGCUGCCUCCUCCCCGUUAUCCCGCUUCCUUCCUGGCGGGCGGGGCAGCCUACACAACAGGCAGCAAAUGAUUGACAUCCGAGUGGAAGCGGAGAGGCUUGUUCGGACCAUCGACCGCCUCAUCGCUGACACGGCGGCCAUCAUAUCAGAGGCAAGGGUCUACGUCUCCAGCAGCGACCUCGUGCUAGCAUGGGAAGGCGGCGCAGAGGAUGAUGGCAGCCGUAUUAGGGAGCAUGAGCUGCUGUAUCGCAUCAACGCCCAGAUGAAAGCCUUCCGGAAUGAACUGCAGGCCUUCAUAGACAAACUGGAGGUUCCCAGGCUGGAGGGCCGGGAGAGCGAGGAGUCGCUGUCGGCUACCAAAAGCACAGGGGCAGCCCAAGCUGGCGUCCUCGGUAUCCUUUACACGUUCCAGCCUGGAAUCAGUCCCAAGACAAGGUCGGGUCGCGGGGGCAGCAGCCUAAGCAGGAAAACCCAGACGUCCCUCUCCCCAGCCACUUGGUCCAGCUCUUCCCGGGGGAUCCCCAGGCGUUUCCAGGCCAGCCGGGAGACAUAGUCUUCCCAACGUGUCUGGAUCUUCCCCGUGGCCUCCUUGGAUGUGCCCUAGGCAUUCGGGUGGCAUCCUAACCAGAUGCCCGAACCACUUCAUAUGGCUCCUCUCGAUGUGGAGGAGCAGCGGCUUUACUUUGAGUUCCUCCCGGAUGACAGAGAUUCUCCCCCUAUCCCUAAGGGAGAGCCCCGCCACACGGCGGUGGAAACUCAUUUCGGCCGCUUGUACCCGUGAUCUUAUCCUUUCGGUCAUGACCCAAAGCUCAUGACAAUAGGUGAGGAUGGGAACGUAGAUCGACCGGUAAAUUGAGAGCGUUGCCUUCCGGCUCAGCUCUUUCUUCACCACAACGGAUCGGUACAACGUACAACCCUAUUGUAAAUCCCACGUUCUUUAUUUUCAUGGACAUUCUAGGUGUCUCAUUCAGUAAAAAAAAAAAAUUCCAUUCAAUUUUUUAAGGCGAUCUGUCAUAACGUUUUUAGCAUUCAAUCAGACAUUAUUGAGAUGUUUUGUAUUAGUGUUCCAAAAAAUGCAUAUACCGGCCCCUAGACAAAAAAUGUUCUCUAAAUUUGGCCCCCUGAGUCAAAAUAAUUGCUGAUGCCUGUAUUACUGUAUGCUACAACUUUGUCUGGCUCUAUGGUGUUAUUUUGCCAUUAAAAAGAAGAGUGACUGACACGAGCAUGUACUUAAUCGUACUAACACAGAGUAAGUGUAUGAAAACCCAGAGGCAUUUUAGUACCGCUGUAUUUGAUCCUUUUUAUGACAUUUGUGGCGCCCUCUAUGGGUUGGGUUCAAAAUUAUUUUUAGGACAUGCUAUAUAAUACAGUACAGGCAAAAGUUUGGACACACCUCCUCAUUCAAUGGAUUUUCUUUAUUUUCAGGACUAUUUACAUUGUAGAUCGUCACUAAAGGCAUCACAACUAUGACUGAACACAUGUGGAGUUAUGUACUUAACAAAAAAAGGUGAAAUAACAGAAAACAUGUUGUAUAUUCUAGUUCAGUGGUUCUUAACCUGGGUUCGAUUGAACCCUACGAGUUCGGUGAGUCGGACUCGGGGGUUCGACGGAGCCUCUGCUGCAGAGGUCAAGACACACCCAACUCAUUGUAAAUAUAAAAAACUUCUCCCUAUCCGCAUAUUAUGGAUACCCCCAAACUAGGGCUGGGCGAUAUUGGCUUUUAUUAAUAUCGCGGUAUUUUUUAUGCCAUAUCGCGAUGUACGAUAUAUAUCUCGAUAUUUUGCCUUAGCCUUGAAUGAACACCUGAUGCAUAUAAUCACAGCAGUAUGAUGAUUCUAUGUGUCUACAUUAAAACACUCUUCUUUAUACUGCAUUAAUAUAUGCUACUUUUAAACUUUCAUGCACAGAGGGAAAUCACAAGUUAAUUAACCAAAACGGUAUUUAUUAAAUACUCUUCAUUCUCUUGCGGGUGACUUUUUAAAUGAAAGAACAAAUUAGUAGUGCUGCUACCUUUUUUAGCAACACUUCUGCUACAUACUUUGCAUAUUGCUGUUGUCUGCUGAAUAUCUUCCCGCUUGAAGCCAAACCACCGACAGAUGAUGGACCCCCUGCUGUUUUUUGGGGCAUUAAUUGUUCUUCCUCCAUUUGUGAUCAGUUUCGCACCUUCUCUCUCGUAAUGUCACUCGCUCCGCUUGCACGACCUGCCUCAGCUAACGUUAGCCAUGCUGCUACCUCUCUGCUCUCCGAGAGCGUAUGACGCUACAACCGCGACAGUAUGUGAUGUAUGUAAGAAGGCGGGCUUGUUUUACAUCUCUGUGAAAAGGAGAGACGAGAAGGAGUGAGAAACGCCUGUCGUGUAAUGCCCGCAUCUAAAAGCAACUGGGUGAGAAUGUAUACUCGAAUAUUACUAUUUUCUAUAUUGCACACAGGCAAACCCGCGAUGUAUCAAUUGUAUCAAUAUAUCGCCCAGCCCUACCCCAAAAAAUGUUCCCUCUAAUUUCCAUCUGAUUUACAGGGGUGUAAUUUUUUGUGAGUUCAUGCACUGUGUUGGUUUUGUUCUUUGAACAAUGUGAUACUCAUGCACGGUUCAUUUUUGUGCACCAGUAAAAAAAAUAUAUAAGUUUUUCUUGAAUUUAAAAAAAAAACAAAAAAACAUUUUAUUUUUCACGAAAGAAGGGUUCGGUGGAUGCGCAUAUGAAACUGGUGGGGUUCGGUACCUCCAACAAGGUUAAGAACCACUGUUCUAGUUUCUUUAAAAUAACCACCCUUUGUUCUGAUUACAGUUUUGCAUACUCUUGGCAUUCUUAAUGUCUAUUAAUCACAAUUAAUUUUGAGUUAACUAUGAACAAAAUCCGACUAAUCGUGAUUAGAUAUUGACAUCGUAUAACAGUCCUAGAUUAUACAUUAAUACAUUUACAUAUAUACAGUACAUAUACAUAUAGACAUAGACAUACAUAUAUACAUCUACAUACAUAUGUAUAAACAUA